AUGGACACCAUCACCGUGACCCCCAAGUCAGCAGGGCCGUCGGCGAACAACAAGGUCACCAAGGGCAAGCUGCUCACCGGCACGAGCAACUUGCCCCAGAUCCUCUACGGCUGUGAACACCUCGAGCCGCUGUUCGCGGAGCGCCGCAAAGUGUUGGUGCAGCAGUACACCAACAUCAUCCAGACCAUCCACGACCGCCACAGCAUAAUACCGCAGACCCAUCGCUCGAGCCUCAACAACGACAGCCGCCCCGUCCUCUCGCUCAAGCCGACGUACAUGUGCCUGCAGUGCGUUGGCGUCUUUACGGCCGAGCUACGCGACGAACAUUUCGAGGCUAAGAAGCAUGCUUUCUCUGUGGAAUCGAAGCAAGGCUGCGUGUAUUGCCAGCAAUGUAAAGACUUCAUCUACGACCCAAUGCUGGAGAAUGUGCGCUUGCUGCAAGGCCGCAAGAAGAGAAGGCUAGAAGAGACCAUGACACCAGAAGAUUACCGCCUUGUCGCUCAGAACUCUACCUUUGCCCCUUGCCGCGCCAUCGGUCUGCGCGGACUGUAUAACAUGGGCCAGACAUGCUUCAUGAGCGUCAUCUUGCAGUGCCUGAUACACAACCCGUUCAUCAAGGCCUUCUACCUCGGCGAGGGCCAUACGUCCAAGGACUGCGAUAGGGAGUCUUGUACUAGCUGUGCACUCGAUGAAAUAUUUACAGAGUACUACUCGCUGGAGAAAACAGAGGGAUACGGUGCUGUGAGCAUGCUGCUAGGCAGCUGGUCCGGCGCGCAGGCUCUUGCGGGGUACCAGCAGCAGGACGCUCAUGAGUACAUGCAAUUCAUUCUCAACAACCUUCAUGUGGAAAACGACGGCACCGAAAACAACGGCAAGGACGGCGACGAAGAGUGCUCAUGCCUCAUCCACAAAACCUUUUCCGGCAAGCUCCAAAGCACAGUCACGUGCGACAAAUGCCACAACGUAACGACAGCCACUGAUCCGGUCAUGGACUUAUCGUUGGAUGUGCGCUCGCAGGCGAAGAAGCGGAAGUUAGAGAAUGAUUCAGAGAAAAAUCCGGCAAUCGACUUGAGAGAUUGCUUGGAUCGCUUCACAGGAAAGGAGAAGCUGCCCGCAGCAGAGUACUCUUGCGAAAAGUGCGGCGGUACGCAGCAGAGCGCCACGAAGCAAUUGAGCAUCAAGAAGCUGCCGCCGGUGCUCCCGAUUCACCUCAAGCGCUUCGAAACCUCCAAGUCAACGUCCACCAAGCUCGAAACCAAAAUCGCCUUCCCCACGUCCCUCGACCUCUACCCGUACACCACUCGUGCCCGCAGUUCCUCCACCCCAUCAAAGGAUUCGGCAAAUGGUGCGACGAAGGACUCGAAAGCCGCCGCCGGCGGCAACAGCGCCAUCUCGCAGCCCACUUGCAUGUAUGAGCUCGCCAGCGUCAUAGUGCACAAGGGCAAGAUUGACUCGGGCCACUACGUCAGCUACGCGCGCAAGGGUGGUGACUGGUUCCUGUUCGACGACAGCAAGGUCGUGCUGGCGAGUGAGGCGGACGUGCUAAGGGCCGAGGCGUAUCUGUUAGUGUACGUGGUGCGCAAUUUGGAGGGAUGA
Messenger RNA from Diplodia corticola, 1596 nucleotides. RefSeq names its product ubiquitin carboxyl-terminal hydrolase. The transcript has 6 exons. Gene Ontology annotation, biological process: protein deubiquitination. Bases 1 to 1596 code for a protein of 531 amino acids. Lineage: Eukaryota; Fungi; Ascomycota; Dothideomycetes; Botryosphaeriales; Botryosphaeriaceae. Gene Ontology annotation, molecular function: cysteine-type deubiquitinase activity; zinc ion binding. The record is from RefSeq and is a predicted model, not a curated record.